Molecule: messenger RNA, 3613 nt
Organism: Clupea harengus (Atlantic herring)
Lineage: Eukaryota; Metazoa; Chordata; Actinopteri; Clupeiformes; Clupeidae
Product: alpha-2-macroglobulin-like
Cellular component (GO): extracellular region
Molecular function (GO): endopeptidase inhibitor activity
Source: RefSeq, a predicted model, not a curated record
GAUGAGUCUGGUUGUACCUCUAAAGUUUUCAACAUGGCAACAUUUAUACCACCGGCCUUCACCAGGAAACUGAAGGAUGUGUUGAGAUUCAGUGCCACAGUAGCUGAGGAGGGAACAGGUAUCAGUCGAUCAGAGAGCAAAGACAUCGGUUGGACUACUCCCUUGGGAAACUCACAUUUGUUGAUACACCAGAUGUGAUUGAGGACGGGGCAGUUAUGGAGGGCAAGAUCAAAGCAACCCACUACAAUGACACGGGCAUCGCUGACAGGACCGUCCAUCUGUUUAAAGGUCCGACGUGGAGCGCAGAGCUCUUGCAGAACCUGACCACAGACUCUGAUGGAGUGGCCCAGUUCUCUCUCAACACGACUACUUUCACAGGAGACUUUGAGCUCAUCGCCAGCCUCUAUACAGACAUCGAAUCAUACAGGCCGUUUCGUACCCCAUACUAUGACUCCGCAUCAAAGUCUGUGUCCAGACUGAUACCUGCAUCUUCAUACACAGCUUCAUCCAGCUCUGUGACCAUAAAGGCUAUAGAUGAGCCUCUUCAGUGUGACAAAGACACACCCAUCAGCAUUAAGUACACCUUCACUGGGGAGACAUUCAACACAAACUCUGUGGAUAUCAUUUAUAUGGUUUUAUCCAAAGGAGAGAUUGUUCACCAUGGCUUCACUGAGGCUUCAUUGAAGGGUUCCCAACCGGUCAUUAUGGGUGAGGUGUCCUUCAAGCUGUCUGUCAGUCCUGGGAUGGCCCCCUCAGUGCAGGUUCUGGCCUACUGUGUCUUACCCAGUGAGACGGUCCUGGCUGAGAGCAGAACCUUCUCAACUGAGAAGUGCUUCAGAAACAAGGUGUUGGUGCAGUUCUCUCCCCCUAAAGCGGUUCCUGGAGAGAAGAGCUCCCUGCAGCUGUCAGCUCAGCCUGGCUCUCUGUGUGGCCUCAGUGCUGUGGAUCAGAGCGUCUUAAUCCUGGAACCAGGGAAGCGCCUGGAUGCCCAGAAGGUUUUUGACAUGCGACCGCCGAUGGACUCGUUUGUGAGUUAUGAUGUUGAGGAUCCAGUGGAGUGUCUGAAAGUGAGACCUCGGCGAUCUUCUAUGCCCUACUACCCUGGCCAACUCUCAGACACGGGUGCCUUUGCUGUUUUCAAGAGAUUGGGACUGAAGACUGCAACUAAUCUGGUUUUACGGGCACCUGACUGCUUACUCUAUAAGGGGGAAACCUACCGCAAGGGAUACGCAUAUCCUGGAGUUCCCUAUGCGGUUGCUUUCCGUGAAAUGGCUGAACCAGGUGGACCUCCUCCUGAGGAUUUUGGUGUGACUGUGCGUACAGUCUUCCCAGAGACAUGGAUCUGGGACCUUGCAGAGGUCGGAGAGUCUGGAGAAGCACAAGUCCCUCUCACUGUCCCUGACACCAUCACCACCUGGGAGACUGAGGCUUUCUGCCUGUCCCCCCAGGGCUUUGGUCUGGCCCCACCAGUUCAGCUCACAGUUUUCCAGCCCUUCUUCCUGGAGCUCUCCCUGCCAUACUCCAUCAUUCGUGGAGAGACCUUUGAGCUCAAGGCAACGGUUUUCAACUACCUGCCCAAGUGUAUUAUGGUUACAGUGACUCCAGCCCCUUCAUCAGACUUCACUCUGACCCCCUCCUCUGAUGGCCAGUACUCCUCCUGUCUGUGUGCAAAUGGCAGGAAGACCUUCAAAUGGACACUAGUGCCCUCUGUGCUCGGACUGACGAAUGUUACCAUGAGUGCAGAGGCCACACAGUCCCAGGCAAUGUGUGGCAAUGAGGUUGUGUCUGUGCCAGAGAAAGGUCGAAUGGACAUAGUAACACGCCCCCUGCUGGUUAAGGCUGAAGGAAGUGAGAAGACUGAAAGUUUCAAUUGGCUCUUGUGUCCAAAGGGGGGCGCUCUAACGGAGGAGGUGGAUCUGAAACUCCCAGCAGCUGUCGUGAAGGGAUCAGCCAGAGCCUCCGUUUCUGUGCUGGGAGACGUCCUGGGUCGUGCUCUGAAGAACAUUGGCAGUCUCCUGAAGAUGCCAUAUGGUUGUGGGGAGCAAAAUAUGGCCAUCCUCUCCCCAAAUAUCUACAUUCUGCAGUACCUACAGAACACUGGCCAGCUCACUGCAGACAUCAGGGAGAAGGCCACCAAUUUUCUUAAAAAUGGAUACCAGAGGCAGCUGAACUACAAGCACAGUGAUGGAGCCUACAGCACGUUUGGCAGAGGGGAGGGAAACACAUGGCUGACUGCAUUUGUGUUGAGGUCUUUUGGUAAAGCAAAGUCCUACAUCUACAUUGAUCCACACAUUAUUUCAUCUGCCAAGGCCUGGCUUGAGGGCAAACUAAGACCAGAUGGUGUUUUUCAUAUGCAAGGAAAACUUUUCCACAACAGAAUGAAGGGAGGUGUAAACGAUGAUGUAACGAUAACUGCUUAUAUCACUGCAUCAAUGCUUGAGCUGAGCAUGCCUGUUACGGAAAAAACACUGAUGUUUCUAAAGUCCUCGGUCAGUGACCUCUCCAACACCUACUCCACUGCUCUACUGGCCUACACCUUCAGUCUUGCUGGAGAAGAGGACAUCCAAGCUCAGCUUCUCAAACACUUGGACAGUGUAGCAACCUCUGAUGGGAGUCUCCUGCACUGGUCUCAGUCCUCAUCAGAGCGAGCUGAUUCCCUGGCGGUGGAGACGAGCUCUUAUGUGCUGUUAGCUGUUCUCACUAAAACCACACUGACUGCUGCUGACUUGGGGUAUGCUGCCAGGAUUGUCAACUGGCUGGUAAAGCAGCAAAAUCCAUAUGGAGGCUUCUCUUCCACACAGGACACGGUGGUGGCACUGCAGGCUCUGGCUCUGUACGCCACCAAUGUCUUCACCUCUGGAUCCAGCACAGUGACAGUGCAGUCAGCAGGUGGGGACAAACACCAGUUUGACGUGAACCAGCACAACACAUUACUUUACCAGGAGAGGGCGCUGCAGGACGUUCCUGGGAAGUACAGCGUAGAAGUCAAGGGCUCUGCAUGUGCUUCUGUGGGGGUGGCUCUUUUCUACAACAUCCCCACUCCCACUGAGCACUCAACCUUGAGCAUUAAGACUAAAGCCAAGCCUCUGACUGAGGGAGAGUGCAACAAGGCCAAUGGACAGGCCCUGAAUUUAAUUAUCACAGUCCUGUAUGAUGGACCACAGGAGAGCACCAACAUGGCUAUAAUAGAUGUGAAAAUGUUAUCUGGUUUCACGCCGGACUCUGCCUCUGUUGAAAGGCUAGAGGGCAGCAUACUUGUGGACCGAGUCGAUAAGAAAGAUGACCACAUCCUUGUGUAUCUGUCAGAGGUUCCGAAGGGUUUACCUGUCUCCUACCACCUGACCAUCCGACAGGAUCUUCCAGUGAACAACCUGAAGCCAGCAGUGGUCAAGGUGUACGACUACUACCAGACCAGUGACCAAGCUGAGGCAGAGUACUCCUCCCCUUGUGCAUGAGAAGGUGUCCCAAUGUAUUGAAUCUAUGUGUGUGUAUGUGUGAACUUUUUUUUGUUAUUUCAUCUCAACAGACAGCUAAAGAAAUAGGGCUUCAAAUGUAAAUUACAUUUCUUUAAAAAAAAACUGUGAAUAAAUGUCAAUUAUAUGAUGACAAAUUA